AUGCCUGGCGAUGAUUUCCAAAGGACGUACAUGCAUAAUGGGCAGUUUGGGAGUGGCAUGGGUCAUGCAACUACCAGUGCCCCUGCUGCUGGUCCUGCUGCUGCUGGUGUUUCCACCGCUGCUGCUAAUGCUACUGCUGCUGCUGCUGCUGCUGCUGCUGCUGCUGCUGCUGCUGCUGCUGCUGCUGCUGCUGCUGCUGCUGCUGCUGCUGCUGCUGCUGCUGCUGCUGCUGCUGCUGCUGCUGCUGCUGUGUUUGUUCCAUCUGCCCAACCAGCCUCUACCUUUGCUGCUACCAGGCCUGCCAAUACUGGCGUUGUAGCUGGAGCAUCUGCCACUGAUAACCACGCUACUUCCAACUCUGGCAACCAAAUCAACGGCCAGAAUCCACCAGCAGCUGCUGGCAACGGCCAGGAUCGCACUGAUGGUACGCACAGCCCAGCAGGACAGGGGAGAGGCGGAAGAGGCAGGGGGGGGAGGAAAAGCACAGGGGGAGACAGCAGGGGCAGGGGUAGCCGAAGCAGCAGCAGGGAGGUGGACGGAUGGCAGAGGGAGAGGACGGGGAAGAGGGAGAGGGGGGUCGAGAGGCGGGACAAGAGGUGGGGCAAGAGGCGGGGCAAGAGGGGGGGCAAGUGGGGUAGAGGCGGAUGGAAUGGGAGUGGCAGGAGCAGGGGCGAGAGGGGCAAGGGGGGGAGCACGAGGGGGCAGAGGAAGGGGAAGAGGAGCCUUACAAAACGCGGCAGCACCUGCUCUGGCAUGGAGAGCAAGCAGGAGCGGGCGCUGGGAGGGACAACGCCCGAGCUGCGAUACCUGCUGGAUAUGACUGUGGGCAGUGAGAUGGUGAAUCACAUGCCAGUAUCGUGGGUGAAAUUCCUCUCCAGCUUGCCACUAGUGGAUGCCGAAGCGUACCUGCGCUCGCUUCCCCCGCUGCUGCCCCACCCUGCUGCUCCUGUCAGACCCAGGGGGGUCAGCAGCGCACAGGGUGCUGACGCACAUGCGGAUCAUGAAGGUGCUCUUCCUGCUGCCGCUGCAUCUGCACACAAGGGCAAGUCUUUAUCCUCCCCUUCUCCCCUUCUCCCAUCCCAUCUGUCCCUGCAACAGGGUGUGGCACAGGACCCGGGGGGGUCAGCAGCGCACAGAGUGCUGACCCAUGCACAAAUCAUGAAGCUGCUCUUCCUGCUGCCGCUGCUCAUUUGGAGGGCCACAAACCCCCCCUUCUCCCCUUGCGGGUUUCCCUUUCCCGCAAUGCAACAGGGCGUGGCACAGGACCCGGGGGGGUCAGCAGCGCACAGGGUGCUGACGCACAUGCGGGUCAUGAAGGUGCUCUUCCUGCUGCCGCUGCACCCGCACAAGCGCAAGGCCAUGCGCUGGUGCCAGCGCUUGUGCCAGCAGGGCAUCGUCGUGGGGCUCCGGCACUUCAAGUACCUCGCGCACAAGACAGACCGAGCACCCAAGACAGCGCACUUCCAUCCCAAGGCGUUCUUCCUCGCUCUCGACUCUGCCGCCUCCUGGGACCUGCAGCAGCCACACAUUUUCCACCCCUUCACCUCCGCGUGGGAUGCGCGGGCAGUGUUUGGAAACUUUGACAGCUGCCCUAAUGUGCCAAAGCUGGCCGCUCGCAUAGGGCUCAUCUUCUCACGCACCUACCCUAUGCUCGACGCCUGUACUAUCUCUCCUGCCGUGCUCCAAAUCGCUGACGACGAAACAUGUGAGGACGGCACCAAGUCCACGGACGGCAAUGGCAUGAUACUGGCUGCCCUCGUUCCGCCAAAGCACAUCUCCCGGGGAGAGGAGCUCGGAACCGACCAGGUACCCAUGCCGGUGAAAGAAGUGACUCAAUUCGAACAGGAGCGGGGCCUGCUGGGGGGAGGUGCUGCUGCUGGCGAUGGGGCAAUGGAGGGUGCAGAAGGUGGUGCAGAGGAGGGUGUGGAGGGGGGUGUGUUUGAAGGAAUUGGAGGGUCAGGCGGAGCGGGAAGAGAGGAGCAGUGGGGGGAAGGAGAGGAGGGAGAUGAUGGGUUGUUCUGGGAUAGUGCGAGCCUGGUUGCAACACAGAUAGAGCAAGAGAGGGGACUGGUGCAAGGGGGUAGGGGUGGGGGAUGGGGAGCAGGAGCAGGAGCAGGAGCAGGAGCAGUAGGAGGAGGAGGGGUAGGAGGAAGAGCAGCGGGGGAAAUUGGGGGAGGAGCACGUAGAAUAGCUGGAGGGGGAAUUCGGGGCGAGGGAGAGGAGGGGGCGGGGUAUGAAGGGGUGCGACCUGCAGUGUGGCAGAUGAGAGGGUUUCUUGGGGGGAUGGUGGUGAAGGGGACGUUGCUGGUGGUGCAGCAGGUGAGAUUGAGCGAGCACCAGAGCAGAGUGCUUUGUGCAGUGCAGCAGCAGUGUGCUCACACUCUCCCUCUUUCGCAUAGCGCAAGUUCUGGGGGAGAGCUAUCACAGUAUUGUGUCUUGUCCUCUGCUCACCCAUCUGACUGUGCACCCUUCAGAUGCCCAUCGUCCCUCCCUUCACAUCUUCAUGUCUGUUUCUCCGCUCCUCCGCUCGCUCCCAUCACCCCCUGGCAUGCCCCCUGUGUGCGGCCUUCAGAUGCUAUCGUACGUCCGUCCUGCUUCGAAGCAGCACGUUCACUGCUCAAAGUCACUGCUCCUCUGCCAGACCCAGCAGGCCGCACAAUAACAGCCUGCAUGCCCACUGCCCCCUGUCUGUCCCUCUGUGCCCUGCAGAUGCCAUCGUACGUCCGUCCUGGCGUGUGCAUCCUGCUCCGAACCAGCAUGGUUAAAGUCACUGCUCCUCUGCUAGACGCACCAAGCAACCUCGCAGCCCCGUCCACACCCAUGCUCCCGUCAUUGCAGCAGCCACACCAGACCCAUCAGUCGCAUCACAUGCAUCAGUCCCAUCACUUGCACCACGGCUCUGCCUCCUCUCCCGGGUCUCUGGGCUCAUCCCAAAGGCCCCACAGCAGCGUCUGUCCCCUCCCCAUGCCAUCACAGCUGCAGCAAGCAGGUUCACAGCCGCAGCAAGGAGGCACUGCCAGCGAGGCUCAACCGCACGGUGAUAGCGCUGCUGGAGAGGGGCGGGGUGCCCGCACACCUCUUCCACUACCCAUACCCCCCUCCAUACCACUCCCCAUAACCUUUCCCAUCCUUGCAUUUCCCCAAUCCCUCGUCUGCACCUCCCCCCCCCCCCAUACUAGGAAGGAGGCACUGCCAGCACGUCUCAACCGCACGGUGAUAGCGCUGCUGGAGAGGGGAGGGGUGCCCGCACACCUCUUUCUGGACCUCGUGCAUUGCAUCCCCAUCCCACUCCUCGAGGCACUGCCAGCACGUCUCAACCGCACGGUGAUAGCGCUGCUGGAGAGGGGAGGGGUGCCCGCACACCUCUUUCUGGACCUCGUGCGCUCCGCUGCUGCUGCUGCCUGUGCACCCGUCACAGAGCACAAGGCUGCCAUGAAACUGCUGCAGGAGAGCAUGCGGGGGCACAAGAGGGUGGUGGAUUUAAGGGACGUGCAGCUGGCAUGCCGCAUGCUGCUCUCCGCCGUGGACCUUCGGGAUGCCUUCAUUCAGCGCGUGCUGUGGCGCCUGCAGUACUCGCACAUCCAGGAAUUACGCCCCCCCCCUUUUGAUCUGAAAGGACUCCGUGUUGGCUGCAAGGCUCGUUCCAAAGUUGCUUCAUUGGAAGGGGGCUUCCAACACGGAGUUCUCACCUUCUCCCGUGUUGGCACCUAUGGUCUAGCGAGUGGCAAGGUGGAGGUGCCGCACUGCUACUGCCUCAUGGGGGUGGCAGAUCCCUCCAACACGCUCGCACCCAAUGAGAUUGUUGUACUCCUCCAUGACGGCCCAGUGUCAGGCCCGUGUCUGGUGUACCGCCCGCCCUCUCUCCUCGUGAGCAACAUCCGCCGCCUCUCCGCCGUGCACUCGCCCGCCGUGCUCUCCCUGCUGCCGCGCUCCUCCCGCUUCUGUGUUCUCUUCUCCACGCGGGGGCAGCGCUCUGUCACGGACUGCAUGGGCGGGGGGGACCUUGAUGGAGACAGGUUCCUUGUCAUCAUGCACCCCCAGAUUGUCAGCGCCUUUCACGAGCGUCCCCUGCCGCCUGCUUGCCCAUCGGCCUCGGAGCCUCUCCCCCCACUCCCGUGCGACCCUGCUGUGCGGGAGAGAGCGCUCAUCCGCUGCUGGCUGGAUGGGGAGCUGUACAACCGCUUCCACAUGGGCACGGCGGGCAACCUGCAUCUAGCACACAUGGACCACUGGGCCCUCAUAACCACUUCCACAUGGGCACGGCGGGCAACCUGCAUCUCGCACACAUGGACCACUCGCCCCUUACGUGCCACUCCCUUUCAUGACCGUUUGAACAAUCCCCAUAACCCCCCCACACCACCACCCCUCACCAGCUUCCACAUGGGCACAGCGGGCAACCUGCAUCUAGCGCACAUGGACCGCUCGCCUCUGGGCCCGGACUCUCCCCAGUGCUUGCAGCUCGCUGCACUCUACGAGCUUGCUCUUGACUCCGCCAAGACUGGCCACGUGGUGGAAGGUCUCGGGCGCUUCAAGGUGGAGAGCUACCCGCACUUCAUGCGCUCUUCGGCACGCACCUGCUACCACUCCACAUCGCUCAUCCUCCAUCCUCUAAUCCCAUCACCCCCAUGUGGCCCUCAGGUGGAGGGGCUGGGGCGGUUCAAGGUGGAGAGCUACCCGCACUUCAUGCGCUCUUCGGCACGCACCUGCUACCACUCCACAUCGCUCAUGGGGCAGAUGUUUGAUGCCGUGCAGGAGGAGCGGCGCAAACAUGUGGUAGACUCAGGUACCCACACCACCACAUAUGCAGGAGGAGCGGCGCAAACACGUGGUAGACUCAGACGCGGGCACUGCUCUGCUGGCCUCCAAGGACCCCAACAGCGCUGCCAGUCGGGAGAAGUGGGAGGGGCUGCUGGAGCAGUACGAGGUGCAGGUGCGCGACGUGGCGCGGUUACCCCAGACGCGGGCAUUGCCCUGCUCGCCUCCAAGGACCCUAACAGCGCUGCCAGUCGGGUCAAGUGGGAGGGGCUGCUGGGGCAGUACGAGGUGCAGGUGCGCGACGUGUGGGAGGGGCUGCUGGGGCAGUACGAGGUGCAGGUGCGCGACGUGGUGCGGCAGAGAACCACGCUGCUGGGAGGGGCUCGGAGAGCCAAGCUCGCUGCAAUCGAGAACAAGUUUCAGCAGGAGCUUGAGCAAGGAUGGACGCGGUCCUUUGAGCAGCCGUUCCGCCCGCUGCAUAUGCUGUAUGAAGCCGCAUCGCUGUACAUGGUGGGGUAUGAGACGGCACGGAGAGAAUUGGCAUUACAGGCCGAGUUACGAGCUGAUGCGUUGGCAGGCUGUGGGACUGGUGGAGAGGCUGGCGGGGAUGUUGAGAUGAUGACGAUUGGGACGACCGGGGAUGGUGAUGGAGCGGGUGAGGAUGAGUGGGGUGGUGCGGGAGGGGAUGAAGAUGAGGGUGGUGGAGAUAACGAGGGAGAUGAUGAUGAUGAUGAGGUGAUGGAGUAUGAUGAGGGGGAGGAUAUGGAAGAUGAGGACCUGGCUGAUUGCACAAAUAGGGCCACGCUCGCCUGCCGGUUUGUAUGGCAUGUUGGCGAAGAAGCUCUGUGUGAGGCCAAGUCCCGGUUGUGUCUAGUGAGUGGAAAUGGUGUUGGUGGGGGCUGGGGAUUGGAGAAUGGAGGGUACGAAGCGACAAUGGCUUCCACCACAUUUAUCGUUGGAGCCUCCGCUCUGGCGCCUGCGACCGCGCAAGUAAAACGCGGAAAGUCGCAGCGGCAACCACUCUCCCUCACCAAUACAUCCCCAGUCCCCAUCAGCAUUGCCUCGAAUCCCCAAAGCGCCAUUCUCCGUGCCGCUGCUCCCUCCUCCGGCCGCUCUUCUCUAGCUCCAUGCCAAGCGGCGAAGGAUGGAAAGUGGGGAGUUCAGCUGCCGUGGGAGAAGAAAAAGGACGAGGAGGAGGAGGUUCAAGAAAAGUCAAUUUUGGGAGUUAAACUUCCCUGGAAGCGCGAGGCUGUGGUGGAAGAGGAGGAAGAAGAAGAGGCUCCAGGCAAGUCAAUUCUGGGAGUUAAACUUCCCUGGAAGCGGGAGGUCGUGGUGGAAGAGGAAGAAGAAGAGCCGCAGAGCAAGACGAUUCUCGGACAACUGGGAACGAUGCGCUGGUCGUUUAACCCUAAGGAUGACAAGCAGCAGCAGGAGGAGGAGAAGGUAGAGGAGGAGAAGAGCAAAAACUCGUUCUUUGAUCAGAUCGGGACGAUGCGCUUGUCGCUGCAGCAGGCGACGGCGGAGGCUGAGGAGGAGGAGGAGGUGGUGGAGGAAGAGGAGGAAGACGAGAGCUCGUCGUUCUGGCAGCAGUGGUACGUCAGCAUCACGGGGUUCCCGUUCCCGCUGCGUCCCUUCCUCGGCCGCAAGACGUAUCGGUAUGAGGUGGACCGCAACAGCAUCUGGUGUUUCGAGCAGGAGCAAGGGCUGGGCUUCAGCAACGUCACCACUAACGUCAGAAUGACGGUUAUCAAGCUCAAGUCCGGCGGUCUCUUCGUCCACGCACCCAUUGCCCCCACUGCGGAGUGCCUUAAGCUUCUCAAGGAUUUGAACCUCCCCGUGGAGCACAUCGUGCUGCCCACCUUCGCGUACGAGCACAAGGUCUUCGCAGGCCCGUUCGCGCGCGCAUUCCCCAAGGCGCGCACGUGGGUGGCGCCCCGCCAGUGGAGCUGGCCAAUCAACCUCCCCCUGCCCUUCCUCGGGCUCUUCGGAGGGACGGUUUUGGCCGAGGACGGGCCCAAGCCGGACGAGUGGCCUGAGGAGAUCGAUUAUAAGAUCUUUGCGUCCCCUGAAGUUGGCAUCGGCCCAUACGUGGAGAUUGCAUUCUUCCACCGCCCCUCGCGCACGCUACUGCUCACAGACGCUGUGAUCGUGGUACCCAGGGAGCCUCCCCAGGUGGUGCGUCCUGAUGCGCUGCUAGACGCUGCGCGCAACGGCCUGGCAGUGCGCGUACUCUCCGCAGGGCGAGAUGUGCCGGACGUGGAGGUGGAGGAUACAGAGGAGUUCAGAACUCUCGGGUGGCAGCGCAUGGUGCUGCAGAUCCUCUUCUUUGGCCCGGGCAACCUGCUGGAGCCCGAGGAGUCCUUUGAGCGCAUCUGUGGCAAGCUCGUGGUCUCUCCCGUCGUCAAGACACUCGUCUUUGACAAAGUCCCUGCGCAGGCUCUAGCAUGGAUCAACAGCAUCACAUCCGAUUGGGCCUUCACCCGCAUCAUCCCAUGCCAUUUCUCCUCGCCCAUCGCCGCCACCCCGGCCGACCUACGAAAGACCUUUGCCUUCCUUCAAGACCUCCUACCCCCGGGCUCCUCCUCGCCAUUCCCUGUCAUUCCCUCACUACCGGCGAUGGCGUUCCCGAGCUUCGGAAGCUUGUUUGGAAGGGGGAAGGAGGCUGGGAAGAGAGUGGAGGUGGUUACAGACUCGUACGAAUCAGAAGCGCGCUCUCGCGCGUCUCCUCUUUCGCAGCGAAGUCCGCGCUAUCCCCCCCAAUUCCGCCUUUCUCCGCGUUCCGACACGGGUAAUCCGCUUUCCCCCAUGGCGGCGGGAUCGCGCGCCCUUUUUCUGGGGGUGGACGGCGGCGCAUCUUCCACCUCCGCCGUCCUCCUCGACCUCUCGCGCGCAAACGCCGCUGCGCCUGCGGAGGCGGAAGGAAUGGCGGAAGAAUUGGCGGAAGGCAUGGCGGAAGCUGGUGGACCGGCGGAGCUGACGGCAGAUGGUGCGCGCGACUGCGUGGUGGGGCGCGGAAACGGCGGAAGCUCGAAUAAGAACAGCGUGGGCGGUAAGGCGGAGCGGAUAUGGUGGGGGGUAUGGAGGCAUGGGGUUGGGGAAGGGGUGGGGCUUUGGGGGGGGGAGGGGUCGAAGGGAGGGAUGAGGGCCAGUGCGCGCAGUGCGCUGCAAGCAGCAAUGGAGGGGGCGCUGGGGGCGGCGGGGGUGGCAGCGGGGGAGGUGGCGGGGGUGUGUGUGGGGAUGGCGGGGGUUGAUAGACCCGCGGACAUGCAGCUGGUGCGCUCAUGGCUCAGCCCCAUAUUCCCCCACCUCCAGCCCUCCCGCCUGCUGAUCCGCAACGACGCUCUAGUCGCGUUCGCCAGUGCCACUCUCGGGGUCAUUCCCGCUGCCGCUGCCACCACCGCCACCGGCACUCUCCCGGACGAAAUCGAGGAGAGCAGGCGCAGAGGGAGAGGAGAGAGUAGGAGAGGAGCGGGGGGAGGAGGAAGCGGAGGAGCAGCGGCGGAAGGGAGUGUGGAUGGGUCGAGCGGCGGGGUGGUGGUAAUUUCUGGCACAGGCACGAUCGCGUAUGGGAUAGCAGCAGACGGGAGGGAGGCGCGGGCGUCAGGGGGAGGGCCGUUGCUGGGGGACAAGGGGAGCGGGUAUGCGAUGAGCUGUGAGGCGCUGGCGGCAGUGCUGCGUGCGUGGGACGGGCGCGGCCGCGUCACGGCUCUUACAGAGGCUGUGCUGGGGCAUGCGGGGCUGGGCAGUCCCAGCGAGCUUAUCAGUUGGGCCUACUCGGACCCGGCAUGGGCGCGCAUAGCAGCGCUCUUCCCCUGUGUGCGCACAUGUGCAUCAGCGGGCGAUGCAGCAGCCAUGGCUGUCAUCACAGAUGGAGUGGAGGAGAUGGCGCUCUCCGCUCAUGCUGUUGCCUGCCGACUCGGCUUCCCAGUCACAGCAGGCGGUGUGCUCACUGACAGCUCGCCGCCCAACAUCCCGCGCAUGUUUGACCACCAAAUCCGCAUGCUGCUGCCCUCUGCUGUAGUCAAGCCACCCCAGGUACGCUGA
Closterium sp. Naga37s-1 is the source of this 8799-nucleotide messenger RNA. Lineage: Eukaryota; Viridiplantae; Streptophyta; Zygnematophyceae; Desmidiales; Closteriaceae. The record is from the annotation of a GenBank genome assembly.